Messenger RNA from Chrysoperla carnea, 1348 nucleotides. RefSeq names its product serine/arginine repetitive matrix protein 1-like. The transcript is spliced from 5 exons. NCBI's taxonomy places the organism in Eukaryota, Metazoa, Arthropoda, Insecta, Neuroptera, Chrysopidae. The record is from RefSeq and is a predicted model, not a curated record. The coding region runs from base 74 to 1318 and encodes 414 amino acids.
UAGAAUAAAUUCACAUGGACAUAAACAAAUAAAAAUUUAUAGUUUUUGAAGAAAAAAAAAUUAGUUUUAAAUAAUGUAUAGAUCAAAAAAUAAUUCACCUGAACGCAGUUCGAAAAUGUCCGAUAAAGAAAUGCGUAAAAAUGAAGAAAGGCGUGUAAAAGAUGAUUAUUUAAUGUCUUAUGGUCCAGUACCAAUAUGUCAAUCAGAAUUAAAGAAAAUUGAAGUAAAUAUUGAUGGUAUUUCAUCACCAGUGGAAUGUCCUCAACCACCAUUACAGUAUGAUUUGGGUGAUCCAGAAUUAUUUACAGUUUAUCGGCGACCGGGUGAAGGAUCAAAACCAAUAUUUGCUAAUGUCCUAGUAAAUCAACUACCAGAUUUUAGACGAGUUUCAAUUAGAAAUUCUCGUAGUCCAGAAUUAAUAAGUGCAUCUGAAGCGAUACGUUCAACUCGUCGGCCUACAAGUCCAGCCCAUACAAGUAGUCAUCGGCAUCGUGAUCGAAGUCGUUCGAGACAUCGUUCUGUCAGUCGUAGUCGAUCAUCACGAAGUAGAUCUCCACAUAAAUCGUCAACUUCACAUCAUCGAUAUAGAAGAUCUUCUCCCGAAACGGAACCACAUAAGACUUCAUCGGGAUAUAAGCCAUCACGAAGUGGAAGCGUUCAUAGAAGGAGCCCAAAACCAGAGACAAGUAAACAUGAUAGAUCACCGAAACGACGUAGUAGCCGAGAUAGUCCAGGUCGGAGUCCAAGUAGACGUAGCCCAAGUAAACGAGCAAGCAGCCCCGGACGACGAACCAGUCCAAGGCGAUACAGCCCAAACAGAAAGUAUAGUCCGAGUCGUAGUAGCCGAAGACCAAGUCCUUCAAGUAGACGUGAAUAUGAACGUGACCGAGAGCGUUACAGAGGACACCAUUCUGAUAAAGGACGUGAUUAUAGUAGUAGGCGAAGUCCUGAUAGACGUUCCAGUCCUAGAAGACAUCACACUCCACCUAGAAACGAAUUACCCGUUAUGACAGUACCCAUGGAUCCAUCAUAUCACGGAUUCUAUCAGAUGCCAAUUCCUCCUGAAUAUUGGAUGGGUUUAGCUCAUGCAGCAGCACCAAUGUUUAGACCACGAUUACCACCAGGUUUUAUGCCACGACCAAUGCGACAACCACGUAUUCCAGGUGUUUAUAUUCCUCGCCAACAGCAUCAACAACAACAACAACAACACCAUAACCAACAGCAGGCAAAUAAACAAACAGAUCGUCCUGCACCUUCAAGUACUGUCACAUCGGCACAACCGUCGUCAACGGUUACCACGACUGCAGAAAAAUCAUAAUUCCAUAUUUUUUUUGAAGAUUUAAUUUAA